Molecule: messenger RNA, 2770 nt
Organism: Boleophthalmus pectinirostris (great blue-spotted mudskipper)
Lineage: Eukaryota; Metazoa; Chordata; Actinopteri; Gobiiformes; Gobiidae
Product: serine protease 23
Exons: 2
Coding region: 205-1389 (394 amino acids)
Biological process (GO): proteolysis
Molecular function (GO): serine-type endopeptidase activity
Source: RefSeq, a predicted model, not a curated record
CUUUCGCUCAGUUCACGCGAGCACCAUGACUGACCCAGGACCAGCGCUGCGCUCCUCCGCUGUGCGCCUCUCCUCCGCUCUGCCACGGAACACAGUCAUCUGAAGGAAAAGGAAUAAAGGAAGAACUUAAAAAAGAGCUUAAAGUAGACAAAAACUUUUAAACCGGGAUCCGUUUUGCUCUGUGGCUCCUCACCUGCUCCAGUCAUGCGCUCCUCAGCUGCAUCUCCAUCCCUCAUCCCUGUGCUUGGCCUCUUCCUGCUUCUCCCUGGGUGCUGGUCUCGCCAAGAAUGGGUGCUCCAGAGGGUCCCGGUGGUCCUCCCCCAACAGACUGAACUCGGCCCCGCCCCCCACUUCCUGUCCCAGGCUCGUUUGGACGUCAGCUCCUCCUGUGACCCAGACUGCCAUAGGAAAGCCCCCAAACCGAGCUACUGGGACCUCCGAAAUAUUUUAUCCUACGAGACGCUUCACUCAAACGGGAGUCUAACCUCGACUUCUGUUGGGAUCUAUGGCUACAAUCCAAAUUCUGAUACAUCUAUGCUUUACAAGGCGAGGUCUCGGGGGAAGAGGGAGGCGCAUGUGAGGAGGAAAAGGCAGAUCUUUGGGCAUGAUGGGAGGUUUAGUAUUGCGGGCCAGGACUAUUUGCUCCAGUUUCCUUUUUCAGUGGCGGUUAAACUGUCCACGGGAUGCUCUGGGACUCUGGUGGGGAACAGGCACGUGCUCACAGCGGCUCACUGUGUCCACGAUGGAAAGAACUACGUGAAAGGAGCUCAGAGACUCCGAGUGGGCUUCCUAAAACCCAAAAAUCGUGACGCACAAUCGACAAAUCUCUUCUUAAAUUUGACCAAUCACGCUAGUUCACCGUAUGCACCUCCAACUAAUGACAAAAUGAAGUUUCAGUGGAUUCGUGCCAGGCGUACUCAUGUGCCCAAAGGCUGGAUAAAAGCCAACGCUAACGACAUUGGCAUGGACUAUGACUAUGCCCUCCUCGAGCUGAAAAAGCCCCAUAAACGUCAUCAUAUGAAGUUAGGAGUGAGCCCACCUGCCCAGAGACUACCUGGAAGAAGAGUGCACUUUUCUGGAUUUGAUAAUGAUCGACCGGGGCAUCUGGUUUACCGUUUCUGCCCGGCUGGUGAAGAGACCCCUGACCUGUUGUAUCAGCACUGCGAUGCUCAGCCCGGGGCCAGUGGGUCGGGGGUCUAUGCCCGCAUGUGGGACCCCCGACGAGGCAAAUGGGAACGCAAAAUCAUAGGGGUUUUCUCUGGCCAUCAGUGGGUGGAGAAGCAAGGGGAUUCCCAGGACUACAAUGUGGCAGUCCGAAUCACUCCUCUAAAAUAUGCCCAAAUCUGCUACUGGAUCAAGGGGAACUUUGUGGACUGUAGAGAAGGUUGAGAAGACCUAAGAAGCAGAAGACGAGAAGAGAACAGAAAUGCAUUUAAACGGCCCAUACUACGCUACUUUCAGAUCUAUGUUAUAUGUUUGCUCAUCACAAACAUACCUGGAGUUGUGUUUUGUUUCAUUCACACAUGUUUAACACACAAAUCCUGCAUAUUAAGUGCUCCACUGUGUUAUUAAAUUUCCUACACCUUCACUAGAACAAUUUGGAUAAUAUCUCUACUGAACAAAACUUGAAAACUACUGCUUCAUGUGGCUUGGGAAAUGUAAACAGACUGAUAAUUAAGGGUUGGUCAAAUGUGUGAAUGAAACAAAACACAAAUCCAGAUACGUUUUUGAUGAGGUAACAACAUUAUAACAUGGCUUAAAGCUCUCAAGAGUUAAUUCUGUGUAAUAUAGGACCUUUAACCUAAAUUGGUUAAGACAUCAGCCACAGAACAAGCACUGAUUAUUGUGAGAAUUACAAUAAAGCCCAAGCCAGAGAUAAGAAAAGAGUGGUAUAAGUGUUGAGCCUGAUGGCAAGCUGCAAGUUUGUGAGACACCAGUAAACAGUAGAUAAAUAUAAUAUAGAAUGUACAGUAUGCAUAAGUGCCUUUUUGUUUGGAUUGUUGUCUAGUUUAUGUGGAAGUAAUUAGAAAGAGGUUGUAACUUGUAAGUAUAUGUAUGAUGUUAUGGGAGCAGCUUUAAAAGGUGCACUGUGUAACUUUUCUGUUGUUGUCUCUAUGGAGAUGAUUUCUUUGCCUAGAAGUUUCCACCGUAUGGCACCAAACUUACCCAUCUCCAUGUAGACAAGUAGGAAGUGCGACCGGGCCAAGUUAUAGGUUAGAUCUGUGGAGUGGCAAACCUGCUCAAAGAACGAAUGUAUGUUUUUUAAAGAUUUUUUUUUUUUUCGCAAUAACACCUGGAAUGGAAUAAAUGCAAGAAAAAGAAGUUUAACGACAUUUGAAGAAGACCAUGGCACCAGAAAACGAACACAUUGCACCUAUGAAUCUCAAUUAUUAUUUUCUUAUUUGCUGCAACAUUCUUUUUGUCCCUUUGAACCUCCACCCAGAACAGUCAGAGGAUUUCUUACCAUCAUAAAACAACUAUAAAGACAUUAAACUGACAGACUUGCUCAGAUUUUACAGGCUGACCUCUGAACUGUGCGUGGAGCAUCAUUUAAACUGUAUCCUGAGAUUGCACUGUAAUAAAUUUCUACUGAUGCAUUUGAAUGUAUGAAAGCAAACUAAGGUGCCUUGACUUUCAAAUGUGUGUGGACUGGGUAAUGUUCUCACGGGAGCUUGGCAGAAGUCAAUUACAAGAAUGUAUAAACACUUGGCUCCCUCUGGUGGUCAAGUCUGGAGACAACACACGUGAAUGCAAUAAACAACAGCAACCA